Nelumbo nucifera (sacred lotus) is the source of this 1962-nucleotide messenger RNA. RefSeq lists its product as uncharacterized. Gene Ontology annotation, cellular component: cytoplasm. Gene Ontology annotation, biological process: biosynthetic process. The record is from RefSeq and is a predicted model, not a curated record. Gene Ontology annotation, molecular function: isomerase activity. NCBI's taxonomy places the organism in Eukaryota, Viridiplantae, Streptophyta, Magnoliopsida, Proteales, Nelumbonaceae.
AAGGCUAUCCGUCAUCCAAAGCAUCAUCUGCACUCUUUUUGAGAUCUUCGAAUGAUAAAUAUAGGAAAAUUUUCAUAGAGUUAUUAUGGUCCCUUUAAAACAUUGAAAAGGUUUCUGUUCGUUGGGGCACCCGGCCAGGUUCUACGCUUGAAAGGUUCAAGCAGGAGCAGCUCCCAUUUUUUGACUAGUACUAGUAGUAAGCUCUGAAAUUCCAGUAAAAAACACUAAACCCGGCCAGGUCCUACGCUGGAAAGGUUCAUUAGGCGCUUAGAUGGGAUUUGGUAGGUCUUGCAGCUUGAACUUCUGAGCUCUGACUGAGCCCCCAUCAUCUUCUACAAGCAACUCGGUGUAUAUUUGAGGAAUUUCUUGGGAAGCUAGGAGUUCCGUCUAUCCCCGACCAAAAAGAGAGAGUGAGACAAAGAAACAAUUGCAGUGCAUCUCUUCAGCCCGUCUUCAGAAAUGGUGAAAAAGCCAGUAAGAUACUGUGUGGUUGACGCGUUUACCGACUCGGCGUUCAAAGGAAACCCCGCCGCGGUUUGUCUGUUGGAAGAGGAGAGAGACGAGGAGUGGAUGCAAGCUGUUGCAAGGGAAUUUAACAUCUCGCAGACAUGUUUCUUGACUCGGAUUACUGAUACCAGGUCGGAAGGUAAUGAGUUGAACUCGAGAUUCCGUCUCAGAUGGUUCACUCCUGUUGCAGAGGUCAACCUCUGUGGUCAUGCAACUUUAGCAGCUGCACAUGUUAUCUUUACAUCCGGUUUGGUAAAAACCAAUUUAAUUGAGUUCCUCACAUUGUCUGGAAUUCUGACUGCCAAAAAGGUUUAUAAAGUUGGAUUGGAAUUCUCAAAUGGUGAAGAACAAGAGCAUUUCUCUAUUGAAUUGGAUUUCCCUGCAGUUCCAAUCAUUGAAUGUGAUUCCAAAGAGAUCCCAUCAAUUUCUCAAACUCUGAAAGGUGCUUCCAUGAUCAACGUAAUGAAGACAGCUACCACUGGUGACCUCAUUGUUGAGCUUCCGUCAGGAAAGACUGUUGCAGAUUUACAACCACAGUUUGAUGAGAUACAAAAAUGUGCUGGAAGAGGGGUCAUUGUAACAGGACUAGCUCCACAUGGAUCUGGCUUUGAUUUCUUCACUCGCUUCUUUUGUCCAAAAUUGGGUGUAAAUGAGGAUCCUGUUUGUGGAAGUGCACACUGUGCCUUGGCAAUUUACUGGAGCCAAAAGUUGGGAAAAUGUGACCUACUUGCAUACCAUGCAUCUCCAAGGGGUGGAGCACUAGACUUGCAUUUAGAUGAACAAACCCAGAGGGUACUGAUACGAGGCAAAGCUGUUACUGUUAUGGAAGGUUCUCUUUUAGCAUAGUGUGGGAGAAGAUAUCAUCUUGCUUGUAGUUAUCCUAGAGCGUACUCAUACGAGGCAAAGUUACUGUUGUGGAAAGCAAGGUUCAAAAUAUCGAUACGCCCGAUAUGCCCAUACCGGUGUAUCAGGCGAAUCGAUACUCCUUUUGGUGGUUUUUUUUUUUUUCGCCAACUGGUUCAAGGGAGUUGGUUUAGGUCUUCGCCACACCCUGAACCAGUCAGACGACCAAUACACCCACUAUAGGRGAGUAUCGGUGGGGUGCCGGAACGAUACGUAUCGUCCGGUACGUGUUGAUACUUUGAACCUUGGUGGAAAGUUCUACUUACAGAGAUUGGAAGAAGAUUCCAUAGAGGUCGUUACUUGGUGAAAUGGUAAAAUCUCAGCCUGACCAAUGUGAGAACAUGGGUUUGAGUAAUAGCCUUUUAGGGAGAAUUUCCUGUUGCUAGUAGGUUACCAACUAAAGCAUAAUGGAUGUAGUCCCGUAGAAUAUUUCUGUUUACAGUAGUAUAUUUGACUUCUAAAUGUGGUUUUCAUACUUGUAUUGUUAGUGAUCUUCAUUUUAAACAUUGAAUCACAGAUUCCAAAUUUAAGGGUUACAUGCUUUCGUUCGUA